This is a messenger RNA of Carlito syrichta (Philippine tarsier), 892 nucleotides long. RefSeq names its product TNF superfamily member 9 (gene TNFSF9). Gene Ontology annotation, cellular component: plasma membrane. Gene Ontology annotation, molecular function: tumor necrosis factor receptor binding. The record is from RefSeq and is a predicted model, not a curated record. Lineage: Eukaryota; Metazoa; Chordata; Mammalia; Primates; Tarsiidae. The transcript has 3 exons. Gene Ontology annotation, biological process: immune response; positive regulation of activated T cell proliferation; positive regulation of cytotoxic T cell differentiation. The annotation marks the transcript as partial.
GGCCCUGACGGGGCCGGCUCGGCCGCCCAUCUCCCCGCUCCACUCUUUCCUCUCCGGGCUCUGGCUCCGAGACCUUUGGCACCUUUUCCGCUCCCCUGGAAGACGGGAAGCCCCCCCGCGUCUGGGUUCCCGGGCUCCCGGGCUCCUACUCCGUGCAGCCCUGGACUGGGUCUCUUGGUCCACGAGGGGGCACCCGCCUCCCACACUGGGCGUCCCUACCCUGAAAAAGGGUCCAGAGGUGGACUCCGAUUCCUCAGGGGCGGGAGACCCCCAGAGGGAGAAGCCUGGGUCUUUCUUGGGCGUGGAUCUGAGGUGGUCUGAGGGGUGGGUGGGGACAGGACCCCCCCCUUCCCAGGGGAGCCCCCACCCACCUUCCUCCUCCUGUCUCUCUGAACAGGGCACGUUCACGCAGCUGGUGGCCGAAAGCGUUGUGCUGACCGACGGGCCCCUGAGCUGGCACAGCAACCCGGGCCUGGCAGGCGUGUUCCUGGCGCCGGGCCUGAGCUACGACAGGGAAGCCCAGGAGCUGCUGGUGGCCGAGGCGGGCGUCUACUACGUUUUCUUGCAACUGGCGCUGCAGCGCGUGGUGGCCGGCCAGGGUUCGGGCCAGGUCUCGCUGGCCGUCCACCUGCAGCCGCUGCACGCCUCCGGGGCCGCCGCCCUGGCUUUGACUGUGGACCUGCCACCCCCGGCCCCGAAAGCCCCGAACUCGGCCUUCGGAUUCCGGGGCUGCUUGCUGCACCUGGAAGCCGGCCAGCGCGUAGGCGUCCACCUGCGCACCGUGACCGGGACACUGUCCACCUGGCAGUUCACCCAGGGCGCCACCCUCUUGGGCCUUUUCCGCUUGACCUCCGAAGUCCCAGCCGGACACCCCUCGCCGAGGCCCGUGUGA